Linum tenue is the source of this 2154-nucleotide messenger RNA. The record is from the annotation of a GenBank genome assembly. NCBI's taxonomy places the organism in Eukaryota, Viridiplantae, Streptophyta, Magnoliopsida, Malpighiales, Linaceae.
CCCACCUUACAGUUUUCCGUUUUCCUGCCUCCACAAAUGGAAGACUGUUCUCACGCCUUCCAUUGAAGCGAAGUCCUCCACCGCUUGAGAGCUUGCCGGCGAUCGUCUCUCUUCCAUUCCACCGCCCCGACACGACGAACCCACCUCCCUCUUCACUCGGAUAUUAUAAUUCCUACCAUCGUCGCCUUUGAAUCACGAUGAUGCAGGAUUUACUGGCUUCUUCUCCUGAUACGACCAGCUUGAGCUACUGGUUGAACUGGAGGGUGUUGCUAUGUGCAACGUGGGUUUUAGUGCCUUCCGUUGUGGCAGUGUAUAUUAUAUGGAAAUACGAAGGUUUGGAUCAUUUGGGAUCUUGCAGCAGGGAGGAGAAAAAACUUCAGCAAGAGAAGGAGAAACCCACUUUGUCACACAGUGAUGCUGUUUGGAAGCCGUGUCUCGACCAAAUCCAUCCUAUUUGGUUGUUGCUUUAUCGGGUUGUGUCGUUCUCUGUGCUUCUGGCGACUAUGGUUGUAAAGCUUUCCAGCAGUGGAGCUCGCAUGUAUUUCUAUUAUACACAGUGGACUUAUAAUCUUGUGACAGUCUAUUUUGCGCUUGGAUCACUGCUCUCGGUUUAUGGAUGUUACCGAUUUCACAAGUUGAGGGUCCAUUAUGAUCGAAGGGAUUACGAGCAAGGGUAUAUUGCCCCUCUACUAACUGAGGAAAGUACAGAUGUUCGUGAAUUGAGGAAAAAAGCAAACGGCGGAGGAGAAAUUUGUAUUCAAGAAAUUCCUAUUGUUUACUACAUAUUUCAAACCAUAUACCAGAUAUGUGCUGGAGCAGUUGUUUAUACUGAUUCCAUUUACUGGUUCAUUAUAUUUCCAUUUCUUAACAUUGCAGAUUACACUGUCAACUUUGUAACUAUAGACAUGCAUACGCUCAACGCAGUCUUGCUCAUUGGUGACAUGGCUAUGAAUAGCUUGCCAUUUCAUUGGUUCCGGAUAGCUUACUUCAUUCUGUAUACCGCUUCUUUCGUCCUUUUCCAAUGGGCUGUUCAUGCCUGUACAUCUAUUUGGUGGCCAUACCCAUUUUUCGACUUGGCUUCACCUUAUGCUCCAUUGUGGUAUCUACUAAUGGCGUCUCUCUCGGUCACAUGCUAUGGGCUAUAUGUGCUGGUUUUCAAGAUUAAGCAUUUCCUCCUCUCAAAAUGCUUCCCCCAAUCCUAUCAUUGCUUGACAUAGUCCCAAACACAUAUACCUGAUCUGUCAAGGUGGCGGUCAAUCGAUCUAGCACUGUGUUCUUCGUGGGUGAUUUCAAGAUUGUGCGCUCUAGAAUUCAUCAAAUGGAGCUUCCAAGUUAUAGGCAGGAUGCAGAAUUGCAGUAGAGAUUCUUAAGAGCAGGGGAGCUAUUAGGCUAGAAAGUGCACAGAUUUGGAGAAUGCUUAUGCUGAAAGACCAUUUCCCCUCUACAUGGGGUUUAAGCUGGUCUUCUGUUUCCCUGUAUCUAAAUCAAACCAUUUUCCGUUCUGAUAUAAUAACAAAAUCUUGUAGGAACUGUGACGAAAACUCGUGGAUAGAAGCAUAUACCAGCUUCAUCAUCAAAAAGCAUAAUAUAUGAGCCGUAACAUUACAAUAUAUCUAUACAAAAAGUGUCGGCAAUUGGCAUCUCCAUUCGACCAUCAAGUUUACCAAAAACAAGCAGGGCGCCUUGAACAAACACCAUGAACAACUCCCUUCAGAAAUAUGUCAAGCUCAUAGCUUUUACAAACCCAGUAAACAAUGGAACUUGACAUCUCAUAACAGUUCCAAGACCAUGAAUUUUCUAAUUGUUGGGCUUCACGGCGUCUCCUCGAUACACCCUCCACGGACCAGUAUAGAACUUCGGAGUCAUCAGAGGCACAACUUCCCCUGGGUGUUCUUCCCAGUACUUCUCCUUGUAACGCUGCUCGGUAAUGGCGGCGCCGACGACCCCUGUGUAGAAGGCGGCGACGUAGAUGGUGACGAGAGGGGUGAAAGAUUUGGGCCGACGGUAGGGAUCGAUCAUAUCCCAGAGAAUCGUUCUCUCCCAUUUCGUGUACAGAUAAUCCGCGUAUUUCCUCCAUAGAUAGCUCGUCAUUUUGCCGCCGGCGGAGGAAGAAGAAAUAGGAAUGAAAACUGGGAGUGUCGAAAGAGAAAAUAG